Messenger RNA from Medioppia subpectinata, 287 nucleotides. Lineage: Eukaryota; Metazoa; Arthropoda; Arachnida; Sarcoptiformes; Oppiidae. The record is from the annotation of a GenBank genome assembly.
UUUGUCCUCUGGAAUGGCAACUUCCACACCGACCCGUCAACACUUGAAAGAUUAUUAGGUUUUCAUUAUUUGGGUCCAAAUGCUGGUGAAGUGACACAAUUGGUUGGUCUCUCCCUUAAAAUGAAAGCUACAAAAGCAGAUCUCGACGCUCUUAUAGGCAUUCAUCCGACGUGUGCUGAGGUGUUUACAACACUAUUGGUGACCAAAAGGAGUGGACAAUCAGCGGAUGCCAAGGGUUGCUGAGGUUAAUGUGAGACUGCUAUCAAUUUCUAAUAUGUAUUAGAUUU